AUGAAGUCUCCCAAGAGCAAGUCGGCUGCCAACACCACCGGCCCGCGGCAGGUGCGCUUCACGGAGGAUCGCAGCAACCCAGGUGCUGCCUUCCCCGUUACCCAGGGAACCGACACCUCGACCGCUCCUGCCUUCAACACCCACGAAAGCGACGCGGGUGCAGACAGCGGUGUCUUCGUCCACACGUCAACCAAUCCAUCUGCCUCAGUCAAUCUUGGCCAUCACUUUCCUCCCACACCCUUCGGUCAGGCUGCUCACCCACACCUCAACCCUUUCAUACCCUCCACCUCGCACCCCGCCUACAUCACAGAGACCAACUCGUUCGCGCCUUUCGGCAAAUUCAACCCGUGCGGACUUUCCGCGCCUCCCUACGUCAACAUGGGCGACUACCAGAACGUCGCUCCGCCUGCUGGUGGCCUUCACUUCCAGCCGCCGGUCCCCGACACCACCUACGGCCCCAUGCAGCACGUUUACGUGCCUCGCUUCGACAACGGAAUGCCUCCGGUCUAUCAAGUCGGUCUCCCUCAUGCUCAGCAACCCCCCGCCAACAACGUCACCUACAUUGGCCAGGCUCCCCCUCAGCCUCCCAUCAUCAUGACCCAGCAGCCUGCUAUGCACGCGGGCAUGAGUAUGCACCCUCCGAUCAUGCUUCAGGCUCCUCCCGCCGGCUUCAGCGGCCCUCCCAUGUUCCAGGGUGCCCACAUGGGAAUGAACAUGCCUCCCAACAUGGGCGGAGGUGGAAUGCCCGUCUUCCCAGGUAAUACCAAUCUUCCUCCGGACGUCACUGGAUAUGGCAAGACUGCUGGAGAGGUCGCCAUGGAGCAGGCCCAGUUUGCCUAUUCCAAUGGCCUCUUCGAGCCCCAGGACUUCAAGCCUGCGGACGAUGACCCAUCCCGCUACUAUCCCGUUCGAGAGGUUGACGGUAACUGGACCCAGCGCAAUCGUUUCACUAUUGAUAACCUUGGCGAUUGCCGUUGGUAUGUCACCAACGAGGGCUACUUCUACGCCGUCCGUUUGCCCAACUGA
Colletotrichum acutatum is the source of this 1026-nucleotide messenger RNA. RefSeq lists its product as uncharacterized. The transcript is spliced from 2 exons. NCBI's taxonomy places the organism in Eukaryota, Fungi, Ascomycota, Sordariomycetes, Glomerellales, Glomerellaceae. The record is from RefSeq and is a predicted model, not a curated record. Bases 1 to 1026 code for a protein of 341 amino acids.